Sinocyclocheilus rhinocerous is the source of this 2411-nucleotide messenger RNA. Its product is annotated as IST1 homolog. The record is from RefSeq and is a predicted model, not a curated record. Gene Ontology annotation, biological process: protein transport. The transcript is spliced from 10 exons. NCBI's taxonomy places the organism in Eukaryota, Metazoa, Chordata, Actinopteri, Cypriniformes, Cyprinidae. The coding region runs from base 143 to 1201 and encodes 352 amino acids.
CCACCGGUGACCAUGUGACUUGUAGCGUCAUGGAUGAAGUCACGUCCAAUGCGGAAGUUAAUGCUAACUGAGCAGUCGCCAACCAUUCGAAUAGAAACCGACUCUUUCUCAGCGUCUCAAGAGGAACUUACAUUGCUCCAUCAUGCUUGGUGGAGGGUUUAAAUCCGAAAGACUUCGUGUCAAUCUCAGGCUGGUCAUAAACCGCCUCAAACUUCUUGAGAAGAAGAAAACUGAAUUAGCCCAGAAGGCUCGCAAGGAGAUCGCAGACUACUUGUCAGCAGGCAAAGAUGAGCGUGCGAGAAUCAGAGUCGAGCACAUCAUCAGGGAGGAUUAUUUGGUGGAGGCUAUGGAGAUCCUGGAGUUAUAUUGUGAUUUGCUGCUCACCCGCUUUGGCUUAAUACAGUCCAUGAAAGAACUGGACCCUGGCCUACAAGAAGCAGUAUCCACACUCAUCUGGGCUGCCCCUCGACUGCAAUCAGAAGUGGCAGAACUGAAGAUUGUUUCAGAUCAGCUGUGUGCCAAAUACAGCAAAGAGUAUGGAAAGCUAUGUAGGACAAACCAGAUUGGAACAGUUAAUGAUAGGCUUAUGCACAAACUGAGCGUGGAGGCCCCUCCCAAGAUUUUGGUGGAGCGUUACCUCAUUGAAAUCGCCAAAAACUACAACGUUCCCUAUGAACCUGAUGCCAUGGUUCGGCCAGAGGUAUAUCCAGGUGAAGAGGCAGAUCUGAUCGAUGUGGACAGCGACUUCAAGAAGCCAGGAGCUGGCGGAGGGGGUGGAGGAGGGUUCACUGCUCCCGCUGUAGGCAUGCCUAUGCCCAUGCCAAUGCCCAUGCCCAUGCCCACAGCUUUCAACUACCCAUCGCCCAAAGGAGCUGAGCCCUUUAAUGGUCCUGUUGGCACCUUUGAUUGCUUUAGCAACUUCCAGCCUCCAGUGAGAGGAGGGCAGCCCCCACAGCUUCCCAGCUGCCCACCCACCUAUGAAUCUAUCGAUGAGUUGUCUGUCAAACCCUCUAAUCCUUCCCAGGUCAUCCCAGGCCCAGCCCCGUCUGCUCAGAUCUAUGACAACUCUACCCUUCCUGAACUUCCAUCUGUUCCCGACACACUCCCAGCCUCCUCCUUCGGAGCGAACGCCAACACAUCUGAUGACAUUGACUUUGACGACCUGUCACGACGCUUUGAAGAACUCAAGAAGAAGACCUAAUUACAGAGAGCACAUCUGGGAGUCGGAACAUCUGUCUCAGCUGCCACACAAGAAUGAUUCAAUGUACCCUGUCCAUAUUCACAUACUCGCAGGUCUUCUGGUGGAGGUGUAAUAUAAUAUUUGUUACUUAACACAAUGAAGGAUCGGAUGCUGUAUAGACACUUGUGAAUGGCAGUGGCAGAAAUGUAUAUGCUCAUUUUAGACUUUUACAUAACAUGGACUGUUGACAAAUCGCCUACCCUUUGAAUGAGCACUUUGCUUAGAGGGCCUUGCUGACAGCUAAAACUAGUUAAUCAUCUGUAGUUUAAUCUCUGCGCCAUGUGUGACCACCUGAGAAAUCUCUCGAUUAUAAGAUUAUAAUUCUGUCAUGGUUGUUAACUUUCCCCCUUUUUAGAGAGCAAUGUCUCUCUGACUCCUCUAGGAAAAAGCAGGUAUAACCUGUCGCCAUUAUUUACACCCAGAGUUGCGCAAUGAACUCUUUUGAAUGUCUAUGAACCUGCAAAAGACUGUAUGAUGCCAUGGGUUGUUAGUGGAUCACAAUGUUUGUGCAAAGUGACUCAGCUUUUUGUUAUUGGCAGAAUGCAUAUAGACGGGGUGCUCUGGUGUUCUCAAAUGAACACCAAAGGUUGCUUGUUUCUGGUGACCUGAGCGCCGAAUUGAAGAGAUUCAGCCUCACAAUUAAUAAACCAUCUCUGUGUCCUGAAGUUAGGCAUUUUACUUUCUAGAUUGUAGUUUCACCCAGCAGCCAUCUUAAUUUGACUCAAAAGGAAAGGCUUUGUAUUUUGUCUACAGUUGAUAACACUCCUAUUUCUAAUCUUGUCUGUGCGUUUCUGGACUGAAUUUGCCUUCGUUUCCACAUCUCAAGCUGUGGCCUUGCUGUUCCACACCUUUCUCUGGGAAAUGUGACUUUCCUUGACAGCUUGUACCAUGAACUCCACAUCUGAAUAAGUAUUUACAUGCUAAUUCUUUUCUUUGGUGGGGGAUUUUACCAUAUAUCAUUUACGUAUUUGUUGUAAGAAUUGACUGUUUAAAGUGUCAUUGUCUCAAGUUUUGAAAGCAUUGUUUUGGCUGACUUUAUAACACUAAUUUGUGUUUUCUCCCUCAUAUAACCCAAAUACAAAUCUGGCAAUGUUUAGGUAUGUUUGAUACUGAUUUUAGCUUGCUUUGAAAACAUAUCUGAUGCCAUGUAAUAAAGUCUAUUUGCUCAUAA